AUGGACAUUGAUUCAAAUAAUCCUUCAUUGAAUGAGAGUGAGGAAAUUGAAGAAGCGGAGAACAAUCCGUCAUUAAAUGAUAUUGAUGUAGUUGAAGAACCUAAGAAGGGCAUGCGUUUUAGCUCAAAGCAAGAAGUAUAUUCGUUUUAUGCAAAAUAUGCGAAGCACCUCGGAUUUGCUGUAGCUUAUAGAACACAGAAUAUUGGACAUGAUGGGGAAGUUAGAGUAACUCUACAAAAGGAUGAAAGAUUUAAGUUGACCACAGUUAUGCUUGAACAUACGCAUGACUUGAUUCCUAGUGACUCACGACAUUUUGAAAUGAAUAAGAGAAUUCUUACCCUUGUGAAGAGAAGACUAGAAAUAAACGAUGAAGCAGAGAUAGGGGUGGCUAGGAAUUUUCAUUCUAUAGUUGUUGAAGCAGGGGGAGAAUGGUUAAGUUGUAUGUCUAACGUUCCUCCAAAAGCUAUAAUAAUAGACCGGUGCAGAGCUAUGCAAAAUGCCACUGAAGUUGUCUUUCCACAAGCUCGACAUCGUUGGUGCUUAUGGCAUAUAAUGAAGAAAAUUCCUGAGAAAUUAAGAGGAUAUGCCCAAUAUGAAUCCAUCAAGUUUGCUUUGCAAAAUGCAGUUUAUGAUUGUUUUACAAAAGAUGAAUUUGAUGAAGAAUGGGAAGCGAUGAUUGCAAAGUUCAAGCUAGAUGAUAAUGAGUGGUUGGGGCUAUUAUACAGUGAGCCACAUAGGUGGAUUCCUGCCUAUGUGAAGGAUGUUUUUUGGGCUGGCAUGUCGACUACACAACGAAGUGAGAGCAUGAACGCAUUUUUUGAUGGAUAUGUGAACUCAAAGGCAACUUUAAAGCAAUUUGUUGAACAGUAUGAUAAUGCCUUGAGAAGUAAGGUUGAGAAAGAGAUGGAAGCAGACUUUAAAUCUCGAAACAAAUUGUAUGAUUGCUGA
This is a messenger RNA of Camellia sinensis, 948 nucleotides long. The record is from RefSeq and is a predicted model, not a curated record. Lineage: Eukaryota; Viridiplantae; Streptophyta; Magnoliopsida; Ericales; Theaceae.